UGUUAUUUUUCAGUUUGGGAUUUGUGGUUGUGGUGUGAAAUCAUUUCUCAAGCCCUCAGUCCACGUGUAACUCGUCGAAAUCUACCAUGGAACCCGAAAGCCAUUGCGAUGUGGUAGAGGUUGCUGAAACUUCGAAUGGAACAAAAAUGACUUUUGUUGAAUUGGGUCUAAGGGCUGAGUUAGAAGAAGCUUGCAGCUUGCUGAAAUGGACGGAACCAACCCCUAUUCAAAGAGAGGCGAUACCAUUAGCACUCCAAGGGAGGGAUGUGAUUGGACUUGCCGAAACAGGAUCAGGAAAAACAGGAGCAUUUACUUUGCCAAUGUUAAAUUCAUUACUGGCACAUCCACAACGAUUGUUUGGCCUCAUAUUAACACCUACCAGAGAAUUGGCUUUUCAGAUUUCUGAACAAAUUGAGGCAUUGGGCUCUUCUAUUGGAGUGAAAUGUGCUGUCAUUGUAGGAGGAAUUGAUAUGAUGAGUCAGUCUUUAAUGCUUGCAAAGAAGCCUCAUAUUGUCAUUGCCACCCCAGGUCGAUUAGUUGAUCAUUUAGAGAAUACCAAGGGUUUCAAUUUGAAAUCUCUGAAGUAUUUGGUCAUGGAUGAAGCUGACCGAAUUCUGAACAUGGAUUUUGAGCAGGAAGUUGAUAAAAUUCUUAAAUCAAUUCCAAGAGAAAGGAGAACACUUCUUUUCUCAGCUACAAUGACAAGCAAAGUUCAGAAACUCCAACGGGCCUCUCUUGUUAACCCUGUUCGUGUUCAGAUCUCUUCCAAAUAUCAAACAGUUGACAAGCUAUUACAAUACUAUGUCUUCAUCCCGCUGAAAAUGAAAGAUGUUUAUUUGGUCCAUCUUCUGAAUGAGGCAGCAGGUCACUCUGUUAUGGUAUUUUGCUCUACUUGCAGUGGUACGUUACGUACGUCUCUGCUCUUGCGAGCAUUAGGAAUUUCCGCUGUGCCUCUACAUGGGCAAAUGACCCAAAACAAACGCUUAGCUGCUUUAAACAAAUUUAAAGCACGAAAUAGAGGUGUUUUACUUGCGACUGAUGUCGCCAGCCGAGGGCUUGAUAUUCCUCAUGUCGACUGGGUUAUCAACUACGAUAUUCCUACACAUUCGAAAGAUUACAUACACAGAGUUGGACGAACAGCAAGAGCUGGCAGGAGUGGGAAAGCCAUAUCUUUUGUCACACAAUAUGAUGUAGAACUCUACCAACGUAUUGAACAUUUACUUGGUAAAAAGCUACCGUUGUAUGGAUUGGAAGAAAGUGAUGUGAUGAGUCUCCAGGAGCGGGUUGCAGAAGCACAGCGCGUAGCAAAGAUGGAUCUGCGAGAGUUGGAAGACAAAGGUCAAGGUGGUGUUCGAGGAGGGAGGAAAAAGAAAACAUUCGAUGACGGAAACGAUGAUACAGAAAUGUCCAGUGGUGUACGUAAGAGAGUUCGCAAUUCAGGAUCAAAUGGAAGGAAAAGAUAACAUAUUUAACAUAUUUCCAAGAAAUACACUUUUUUCCAUCGA
Messenger RNA from Daphnia magna, 1505 nucleotides. It is a transcript of the gene pths, whose product is annotated as probable ATP-dependent RNA helicase DDX47. Gene Ontology annotation, molecular function: RNA helicase activity; nucleic acid binding; ATP binding. Bases 87 to 1463 code for a protein of 458 amino acids. The record is from RefSeq and is a predicted model, not a curated record. The transcript has 9 exons. Lineage: Eukaryota; Metazoa; Arthropoda; Branchiopoda; Diplostraca; Daphniidae.